GCGGCCCGAGCAGCCCGCUCCCGCCGGUCCCCCGGUCCCCCCGGUGGCCCCGGCCCUGGCCGCGGCCCCCGCGGCCGUCCCCCGAGCUCGUCCCGGACGCGCGCCCGGGCGGCGGGGCUCGGCGGCCGCCACUGCCUCGGGGGAGCGAGGGCGGGAGGGUGUGUGUGCGCGCGUGUGAGCAGGGGUGCCGGCGGGCUGCAGCGGAGGCACUUUGGAAGAAUGACUCUGGAGUCCAUCAUGGCGUGCUGCCUGAGCGAGGAGGCCAAGGAAGCCCGGCGGAUCAACGACGAGAUCGAGCGGCAGCUCCGCAGGGACAAGCGGGACGCCCGCCGGGAGCUCAAGCUGCUGCUGCUCGGGACUGGAGAGAGUGGCAAGAGUACGUUUAUCAAGCAGAUGAGAAUCAUCCACGGGUCAGGAUACUCUGAUGAAGACAAAAGGGGCUUCACCAAGCUGGUGUACCAGAACAUCUUCACAGCCAUGCAGGCCAUGAUCAGAGCCAUGGACACACUCAAGAUCCCCUACAAGUACGAGCACAAUAAGGCUCAUGCACAAUUAGUUCGAGAAGUUGAUGUGGAGAAGGUGUCUGCUUUUGAGAAUCCAUACGUAGAUGCAAUAAAGAGUUUAUGGAAUGAUCCUGGAAUCCAGGAAUGCUAUGAUAGACGACGAGAAUAUCAGUUAUCUGACUCCACCAAAUACUAUCUUAAUGACUUGGACCGCGUGGCCGACCCUACUUACCUGCCUACGCAACAAGACGUGCUCAGAGUUCGAGUCCCCACCACAGGGAUCAUCGAAUACCCCUUUGACUUACAAAGUGUCAUUUUCAGAAUGGUCGAUGUAGGAGGCCAAAGGUCAGAGAGAAGAAAAUGGAUACACUGCUUUGAAAAUGUCACCUCUAUCAUGUUUCUAGUAGCGCUUAGUGAAUAUGAUCAAGUCCUCGUGGAGUCGGACAAUGAGAACCGAAUGGAGGAAAGCAAAGCACUCUUUAGAACAAUUAUCACGUAUCCCUGGUUCCAGAACUCCUCGGUUAUUCUGUUCUUAAACAAAAAAGAUCUUCUAGAGGAGAAAAUUAUGUAUUCCCACCUAGUUGACUACUUCCCAGAAUACGAUGGACCCCAGAGAGAUGCCCAGGCAGCUCGAGAAUUCAUCCUGAAGAUGUUCGUGGACCUGAACCCAGACAGUGACAAAAUUAUCUACUCCCACUUCACAUGCGCCACAGACACCGAGAACAUCCGCUUUGUCUUUGCUGCCGUCAAGGACACCAUCCUCCAGUUGAACCUGAAGGAGUACAAUCUAGUCUAAUUGUGCCUCCUCGACACCGCCCCUCCCUUCCCUGGUGGGCUAUGGAAGCUAUACAAGAGGGACUGUAUUUCUGUGGAAAACAAUUUGCAUAAUACUAAUUUAUUGCCGUCCUGGACUCUGUGUGAGCGUGUCCACAGAGUUUGUAGUAAAUAUUAUGAUUUUAUUUAAACUAUUCAGAGGAAAAACAGGAUGCUGAAGUACAGUCCCAGCACAUUUCCUCUCUAUCUUUUUUUUAGGCAAAACCUUGUGAUUCAAUAUAUUUUAAAUUCUCAGUCAUGCACUCACAAAGAUAAGAGUUGUUUCUUUCUUUUUCUCUCUUUUUUAUUUUCUAUUGAGCAAAACGAAGCUGAUUCCCCUCUUCCUAACCCAUACCUCCCUCCUGAUUUUUCCUGGGUUACAAUGGCCUUUAUUCUAUUUCAUUUUUGGUCAAGUUUUUCCCUUGAAUGACACAGUCAGGACGAUGUCAUUCAAUUUAAGCCAUCAACAUCAGCUUAAUUUAACAGUUUAUAGUUUUUGCUGAAGGAUUAUAGGUAUUAAUACUAUGGUUUUAAGUGUAUUGCUCUGGAUACACACAUAGAGUUUUUUUAUAUAAGUAUAUUGUCUUGCCUCACUUUGGGCUGGGACAGCGGGUGCCCAUCUAAUGGUUAAGUGUCAUUUCUUUUGGGUUUCUACCUUCAGCCAUCACUUGGUUGCUCAGAGAACUGUGCAAAAGUCAGUAAGGCCAGGACGGAGACAGCCGGAAGGAGUCCUUUGAGACACCAUGUGCCAUUGUCCUUUCUCUCGUCCUUGCUUCCUUUUCUUUUUUUCACCCUCUCUUCCUUAAAUUGCAGAUGCCAAAAAAUAUGCCAACAGACACUACAUUACCCCAGUGGCUGCUACCCAGAACCUUUUCAUAGGUUGCUCUUAAUUUUUUUUUCCUCAGUUCAAACUUUUCCUCCCUUUUUUUCUUAGUAUUUGGGCCACAAUUUCUAAAUGACUUUCAUUAUGGGUAUGUAUUGCCAAAGCUGGCUUUUUGUAAAACAAAAUUACUAAGAACUUAAAAGAUAAAAGCCGGUAUCUUAAAAUAUAGGAGAGUAAGACUGUGAAGCCUGAAAUGAUUGACUGAGAAUGAACCUGAAACACCAAUUGCCAAACGAUUGGUAACUGUACAUUUGAUUCUCAUGGUCCAUUCUUUUCUUUGCCCUUAAGAUCACAUCGGUUAGUGUCCACGUUCCAUGUUGAGUGUCCCAAUCGACAAUGUGGAAAAGUGUCCUGUGAUGCAACAUGAGAUCUACUCAUAUCUCUUCAUUUGAAGGCAAUUUUUCUCUCUUUCUGUUCUGUAAGGUCGAGUAGGUCUGCCAAGAACAUUGGUUGAUAGUAUGAUUCUGACACCUAAUUUAAUUUGCAAAAUCUGAAGUUAACUGCUAGUUUACCACCUUUGGGAUCUUUUUAAACUAGUGACUGGUUAAGUUGAACUUAAGGAAGAUUUGUGGACCUAAUUCAAAAGUAACCUCUCAGUGUUCUAUAGAACAUGCAUUUAUGUGACCGAGCCUACUAGGAGAGGUGUUUGGAAUUCUAUAUGUGCAAUUCUUCAACAAAUGCAAAAAAUACAGCACAUGUAUUGAUGAGCUUCUGUCAAGCAGCUUGAAUUGAAAUACGAUUUAAGGAAAUAAAUUGUGAUUGUUUUAAACCUGCUGGGAAGUUAGAAUUAGGCCAUGACACUGGUCUCAUUUUAACGGCAAUACUAUUUGGCACAAGUCUAAACUUCCGUAUAAAUCACUCUUUUGGAACAACAAAAGGGAGGGAGAAAAUUAAUGGCUUAUGAGAUGAGUCCCAGAGUUACUCAUUAGCAAUGGAAUGUUCUCAUUCUUUACUCUCCCAGCCUCAAACAACACAGGUUACUUUUUUCCUUGCUCAGAAAGCACCUGUAAUUUAAUUAAGAAACAGACUGCUUGUAGGUAUAGUGCAAUUAUGAAUGCUCUAAUCAUUGUACAUACAUCUCUCUCGAUAUCGCAGCAUCCAUACUGGCUUUGUAAUCAUUAAUUUUUUGGCAGAUUGAAUGUGCUGUAUUGAUAUGUAUCUAUGUAAUUGUAUUGUAUGUCUUAUAGCUAAUUCACAUUUUGAAUAAUGUUAUUUUAUUUACUUUUUUAAGAGAGGAGAAUGUAAAUUUGUCAGUUUAUUUCUGACUAGGGAUUUUUUUUUCCAUUUAGAAAAGAAGAAAAAAAAAAACUUCCUAUCGUACAGAGCGGUACUAGCAUCGUGCUGUAUAAAAUCAUUUGCACAUUCCUGAGUAGAGGUAUACUGACUAUGAGACCCAAAGGUAAUUUCAUAGCAAAAUACAUAAAAUCAGUCAGAGCUUUUAUACAAACAUGGAAACCAACUUUGUAGAACUUUUGCCAUUUGACCUGGGGUUGGAAUAUGAGCUUUUAUACAAUUCAUAUUCUUAUGUGGCAAAUGCACAGUUUAGUAUCACCUCUCUGAUGGCCUUUAUUAGAAAGGCAGUUUUAGAAGCUAUUGUGAUCCACUAAGGAAAUGUUUUAACAGCUAGAGACCACUGCUUGCCUGAAAGGGCGAUCUUAAAUUUGGUGCAGCAAAAAAAAAAAAAGAAAAAAAAAGUAAACAACAACAUUUGAAGGCCUACAGUGUGUAUAGAGAACACCUCAUCACAAGAUCCUAAGUGUUAGAGUUUUAGGGAAUCGAGAUCUUCUAUUUAAUAGAGCUAUAGUAGAUGUAGUCAAUUAAACCUGAUCUCCACGCUCGAGCAAGCGGAGCGAAAUAGGGAAAGGUUGUGACACUCGUCUUUAUGAAAUCGGGAUGGAAUUGCUAUGCAGAAUUGAGGUUUGUGGCUUCACUGUUCAUCUUGGGGUGCAUGACAAGAUCCCUUCUCUUGAGAAAGGAAACAAUUGAUCACCCUAGCUGCAGUGACGCGUAGAGACCUACUUGUAUCCACACUAGUCAAUUGAAGCUAAAGGAUUUUCUUUUUCAUUUCUUUGUUUGGGGUUUUAUUGAAGGGGUUAGGGGCGGGAAGGGAUUCUUUUCAGUUUUGUAUAAAAACAAAGUUUACUCAUGCUUUAUAUUAUAUUGUGAUUGCAAGCGUUAUAAGCGUGUGCCACUGGCCUCCAACUGUUGAUGUUCUAGGUAGCGGAGGCCUGGGGCGAGUUUUAUGGUGACUUGGGCAUGUCUUAUUCAGAAACAAAAACACACAACACAAAAACCUUUCUUUCAGCAUACCAAGGCAAGCAGCCAUUUCGUGACUCGCGCACCACAUUGCAGUGUACCCGUUUACAGAGGCGUUUCCCUUCUGCGCGUGACACGGCAGUUCCAACCCUCAGAGAAUUCCUUAUUUGUAAAUUGGAGGUUUGUACUAUGCCUUACAGAGCUUAAAUUCAGGAGCUUGUGCCUCAUAUCUGAAACAAAGGGAAAUAACACACCCAUUCAAAAGUAAAUAAAUCCCCUCAAAGUUUUGUUUUUUUUUUUUUAAACAUUGCCAUAUAAAGAGCUCUGUUGAAUGUCAUGAAUCGACUGAGGGAAAAAAAUCUUAGGAAGCUGCAUAUGUUGUUUACUAGCAGAUGACAUCUACAAAAGGUAUUUGAAACUUGUAUUCUUUUUCUAGAUUAACUAGCAGGCCUAAUAUUUAAAAAAGGUAAUUCAGCUAAAGGACAAUUUACUUUUGUACUUCAGACUAUCUUGAUUGUCAAGGUGUACGAACUGUAAUUUUAAAAUUUAUACUGCCACAUGAUUGUAAAUUUUAGUUGUCUUAAGUUAGGAAUUGGUGAAAAGCUAUUUAUGCUGGAUUUGGGUCAAAAUGACUAUUAUUUGCAAAAAAAUAAAAAAAAUAAUGGGAAGAAAGGGCUGCAUAAUGAGAUACUGCAAGACUCAGAUAUUGUUGGAAAUACCCUUCAGAUUACCCUCAAUUUCCCUUUGUUUUCAGUUUCUCAAGAAGAACGAAUGAAAUGAAAUAUAGCAGAAUGUUAACCCAUAUAAAAAUAAAGUGUACCCAAAUAUUGUAAUGUAUAUUGCUGCUCUUCUUAAAAUUAAAUAAGGGUUUAAAACCA
Molecule: messenger RNA, 5333 nt
Organism: Equus quagga
Lineage: Eukaryota; Metazoa; Chordata; Mammalia; Perissodactyla; Equidae
Gene: GNAQ
Product: G protein subunit alpha q
Exons: 7
Coding region: 220-1299 (359 amino acids)
Biological process (GO): action potential; phospholipase C-activating dopamine receptor signaling pathway; adenylate cyclase-modulating G protein-coupled receptor signaling pathway
Cellular component (GO): heterotrimeric G-protein complex
Molecular function (GO): guanyl nucleotide binding; GTPase activity; GTPase activator activity
Source: RefSeq, a predicted model, not a curated record